AUGGAGCCGCCUCGCUGCUUCAAGAAGCUGGAACUGGACGAGAAGAAGUGGUUGAAGAACUACACGGAGAAGGUUGUGGCUCACUUCAUCAAGGACAAGUUGCCGUUCAUGCCCCGGAAGGGCUGGAUUGAGCGGAAAGUGUUGACCAAGGAGCUUUGGCCCCCUGAGGCAAAGUUGAAGGACAUCGUGGAAAUCUUGAAUUGGGCUUCCCUUCGUGCUUAUGGUCAGAGGCAGCGUGUUUGGUCCGAAAGGAAAGGAAAAGACCACGAUGGAGCCGGGAUCAAAGAGAAGUUGGAGACGGAGGAUCGCGAGGCCCUUCUCACAACACCUUCCAAGUUGCCAUUCAAGGAGUUUGAAAGGCAUGUGGCGGUGGCCUUUGACCCCAAGAAGGAGCAGUUUCAACUUCGAAAGGGAGCCUGCGACGGAGCUUGGCCGACGCGCCUGUCAGCCAAAGAAUUUGCGAGGCUGUGCAAUGGCGCCUUUGAGGAAUGCGCGUAUGGCGCCCGCUUCUCGUCAGCCUUCAUUGCUCAGGGUGCGGACAUCAUCAUGUUGGCAGAUGAGCUCAAGGAAUCCCUGCGGCGCGAGAGUGCGAGCCUGUGUAGCCUGAUGAGCGACUUCGACAAGGCAAGCUCGCCCUUGAUUUCUUCAGAUCCUUCACAGGCCGGGACUAGCACUCGGGCGCGAUCCAAGAGUGGGGAUCUCCCGGGGCGUGUUCCGUCAGGUUGCUUGCAGCAGGCCAAGUAUAGUGCUGGAUUUGCCUCGCGCGCAGCCUGUUCGUUGCAACGCACCGCAGAACGCUUCACGCAGCAUGUCGUCAUUGAUAGUCCCAAGCGCCCUGUAAGCCUAGACGAUGCGCAAGCGCAAUAG
Messenger RNA from Effrenium voratum, 867 nucleotides. Lineage: Eukaryota; Dinophyceae; Suessiales; Symbiodiniaceae. The record is from the annotation of a GenBank genome assembly.